Messenger RNA from Oryzias melastigma (Indian medaka), 4096 nucleotides. RefSeq names its product transmembrane protein 59-like (gene tmem59l). The record is from RefSeq and is a predicted model, not a curated record. The transcript has 8 exons. Lineage: Eukaryota; Metazoa; Chordata; Actinopteri; Beloniformes; Adrianichthyidae. The coding region runs from base 120 to 1136 and encodes 338 amino acids.
GCGUGAUGCAGCCAGCAGAGUCGCAGCCGCAGAAGCAGCGGGGCUGAGGCAGCAGCAGCGCCGUCACGCACACAGCUCCUCGCAGCUUCCCGCUCGACUCUCCCUCGCUCGGCCUCCAGAUGCUCCGCCCCGGCGGCAGGAUGCGCGGCCUCGCGGCUCUGCUCCCGGUGCUCCUCGCGGCGCUGGCGGCCGCAUCGUCGGAUCUUUUUGACAACCAACUGGGAGACAUCAGUUACUGCAAGAAGCAAUGCCAGCUGAGCAUCAAAAACAAAAGCCCGGCUAAAGACUCCAUAAUGAACGCCUGUCACCGUGGCUGUCGCCUCUAUUCCAUCUGCCAGUUUGUGAAUGGAAAUGCCGGCUUCAACACCAGCAGAGAGGAGUGCCAGGGAGCCUGCCAGGAGGCCUACAUGAAGCUACUGGAGCAGGAAGCCUGCAGCACCGGCUGCACCAGCCAACCAUCUGAACCUGAGAUCAAGAGAAUGAAGCUGAAAGCCAUGACUCUACGCCCAAAGCCCCCAUCAGUGAUGGAAGCUCUAUCCAGUUGGUGCAAUGACAUUGUCAGCUCUGCCCAAAGCUUUAUCUCCUCAACCUGGACCUUCUACCUGCAAGCUGACGAUGGCAAAGUUGUGGUUUUUCAGAGCCAGCCAGAGAUGGAGUACUCCAUGCCGGAGCUGCAGGCUCCUCGAUCCAGCGUGGCUGACAAAGCCUGGCCACAGAUUCACCCUCACACCCAGAGACCCCGUGGUGUGCGAGGACACCGAGAAAAGGGAGUACUUAAAGGAGCAGGCAAAGGAAAGCCUGGGAGUCAGCAGACUGAGGACCCUGCAGCCGAGCACGACUUCCUGGGCUGCAUGUCACGUCGGUCGGGCCUCCCACGCUGGAUUUUAGCCGCUUGCCUCUUCCUGUCCAUCAUGGUUAUGUUGUGGCUCAGCUGCGCCAGCCUCGUCACGGCACCUGAGCAGCACAUCAAGACACAGCUGAGCAUCAACGGAGACAAAGAGUUCCUGGAGCACGUGCACAAAGUCAACCCAUACCACCUGAGUCCCAUGGUUGCUGUCAGCGCCAAGCGGUCGCAGGAAGUUCAGGAAGCCGGGCCACUGCCCGUCAAAGUCAACCUCAACAAGACCUCUGUUUAGCGGAGGGGUGGGGGGGAUCUUUCUGUGGCGUUCCAGCGACACAAACGCCUCACAGAAAGCUUCAAUCCUUAACAGCAUGUCAUUCAAACCUCCAGAGAAGUCCAGCUUUCAUUGGUUAGUCACAUCCCGCCUUUAAUUUACCUGAAGUUUCCAAAACAUCACAUUAUCCUUAACAAGCCUGGCCAUUGCUUAUGAAUGACACCACCACCACCCCCCGCCCCCCUCACAGAUAGGAUAGAUUAAAGAGAAAUCACAUUACUGCUCUCAUGUAAACUGAUGCUGGCCUCAGUGUAAGUUCAUUUACCAUCAGCAUAGACAUGAAGCAGCUCCCUGAGAACCGGUCAGAAAGUCAGAGGAAGAAAUGAGGUGGAAAUGAGGAAGAAAUGAGGAAAAAAAGAGGACAAAAUUAGGAGGAAAUGGGGAAGAAAUGAGAAUUAAAUGAGAAAGAAAUGAGGAGAAAAUUAGGAAAAUAUUAGGAAGAAAAGAGGAUUAAAUAACAAGAGAUUGAGGAGGAAAUGAGGAAGAAAAGAGGAAAAAAGAGGACAAAAUGAGGAGGAAAUGAGGAAGAAAUUAGGAGGAAAUGAGGGGGACAUAAAGAAGAAAUGAGGACAAAUAAGGAAGAAAUGAGGAGGAAAUUAGGAAGAAAAGAGGACAAAAUUAGGAGGAAAUGAGGAUUAAAUGUGGAUUAAAUGAGAAAGAAAUGACGAAGAAAUGAGGAAGAAAAGAGGAGGAAAUGAGAGGAGGAAAUCAGGAAGAAAUAAGGAGUAAAAGAGGAAGAAAUGGGGAGGAAAUGAAGAGGAAAGGAGGAAAAAAAGAGAGGAGGAAAUGAGAGGAGGAAGUAAGGAAGAAAUGAGGAGGAAAUGAAGAGGAAAUGAGGAAGAAUGAGGAAGAAAUGAUAAAGAAAGGACUAAGAAAUGAGUAGGAAAUGAGGAAGAAAUGAAGAAAAAUGGAAGAAGAGGAAGAAAUGAUCUGUUCUCUGCGUCGGUUUCAGGAAACGACUUCAAAGUCUACAUAGAUUUAAAAAAGAUCUUCUGACAUCAUCAGAGAAUCAGACAGGAAUGCAGGAUCCACUCUGACAGGUUUGUGUGUCUGUGAGCAUGUGUAUUUGUGUGUGAGCGUGCAUGUGGGUUGUAUGGGUGUGUUUGUGUGUGUGUUUGUGUACUUGUGUGUGUCUGUAGGACCCUGACUCUGCUGCUGUUUCCUUCUGCUUGUUCCGAUCUCAUAGCUGCUAGAUUUUUCCCUUGUUGGCUGUUCCACGUCUUUCUGACUAUUUUCUGUCCUUGGAGCAAAUGCUCAGAUGCUGCAGGACAACAUGUGAUGCAUAGCUUUUGAUAUUUGUUGUUGGACAUAGUUUCACUGUUCUAGAAGAGGAUCUGUUUCUCUCAGUGCUUUCCAUGUAACGCUUCGCCUGAACGCUGGCGAUGUAGAAAAUGAAAAUCCCGCAUGCAAGUGAAUCUUUGAUAGUUUAGUCUAAGCACUCCCUUUGUCGGUAUGGCGCGGCGCUGCUGCAGUCUUGUGAUUUUUUUCCAUUCAUAUUUACCACAGAAUUCAAUAUGUUGAAUAGUGAUAUCCUCACAGAUUAAGGGAAGUUCCUUUGAUUCAAAGCUUUUUAGGAGAUAUAAAUACUAAUUGAAGCUCCAAGUGUAACACAAGGAUAACAGCUGUGUAUGCUUUUAAUUACUUCUUGUUUGGCUGUUUAUUUUCAAUAAAGGAUCAUUACAACAUUGUGAAAUGAAUGGUUUUCAUUGUAAACAAGAAAAAGCAAGUUGAUACUGUUUUUCUUAUUUAGCUCCCACUAACAGACAAACGCAUUUGGAUAAAACAUGAAAGAUCCACUCCAAUCUCCUGAUCUGUUUCCAAUGUUAUGGAAACAGAUAAACUCAUGUUUAUAUUCCAUGAACUAUUCCAAUAGCUUUUUUCUGUAAUAUGUACAGAGAUUGUAAAUUUGUUUUAUAAGUAUUUCCCCAAACUUCAACAUUGUACUGUAAAUAUGGUAAUAUUAUUGAUGAAUAUAUUAGUAAGCGUACUUUAUAAGUGAGUGUAUGAUGUGUUUUUCCCAACACUGCAAAGCUUUUGGCCAUUUUGGUCCUGACUCGCUUUAUUUGUGGCUUCCAGCUUAUUUUGUGGUCCAUGAUGACUCCAAGGAACUCUAUUUCAGUUACUCUUUCUAUCACGUAAUUGUCUAUAACGACUUCGAUUUCUAAAUCGGCAGGAAUAUGACAAUUCCCCAAAAUCAUGUAUCUUGUUUUGUUGACAUUGAGUGGGAGUUUAUUUAUAUCAAACCAUUUUUUUAGUUUCCUUAAAUCUGUGUUUACAGUUUUUAUAACGUCUUUGAGAUUUUUUCCUGUGCACACUAUACUUGUGUCAUCAGCAUAUCAAAUCAAACUUUACUUGUAUACCAUCUUUCCAGAAAAAUAAAUUUCAAUCAAAGUGCUUGACAUAAAAACAAUCAAAUAAAAAAAACAAAGAAAAGAAAACAUUGUAAGACCUAAACAAUCUCCUCAACCCCCAUCCCCACCCCCCCACAAACAAACAUGUCGACAUGUUGCCACACAAAGGUAAGGAAUAGAAUAAAUUAAGACAAAUAAAUAAAAUAAAAUAAAUGAUGGAAAAUAGAAAUAGAAAUCUGGUUUUGUACUGAAGUGAGGGAAUAAUAUUUUCGGGACCUGUCCACACCAGUGACCCCCCCAAUCAAGUUCACAGAGUACGCUACUACAGGACCCCCCAGAUCCGAGCAAAGAGCCCGACCCGGGAGGUCCCACUGCAGCGACCCCGUUCACUGAGAAAGGUCAACCGCUGAUGUGGAGGAUCCUUUAGAAGAAGACACUGGAGUUAAAAAUGUAAAAGGAGUAAAAAAAAUAAAAACUGAUAUAAAUAACCGGUCAGAUAAAUAGAUGAAAUAGACAGACAUACAUCAGUAAAAGUAGAUGAAUACCCAUUAGGUUAAAAAAAAAAAAAAA